Molecule: messenger RNA, 1821 nt
Organism: Priapulus caudatus
Lineage: Eukaryota; Metazoa; Priapulida; Priapulimorpha; Priapulimorphida; Priapulidae
Product: tRNA (guanine(37)-N1)-methyltransferase-like
Exons: 6
Coding region: 180-1613 (477 amino acids)
Biological process (GO): tRNA N1-guanine methylation; mitochondrial tRNA methylation
Cellular component (GO): mitochondrial matrix; cytoplasm
Source: RefSeq, a predicted model, not a curated record
CUCAUGCUGUUGAGUGUUGUUUUCAUGUGCGAUAUCUUGUGGUAAACCGAAAACGUUUUAACAAUAACGAGAAAGUUAGAUCAUACUAGUCAUUGACAUUAGCUUCUGCCGUGAGCAUUCUAGAUACGACAAUGUAUGCCUCGUUUACUCCAUGAGCCUAUAUUCGUGCUAAAGUCCCCAUGACUCGAUCACUCGCAUCGGCACGUAUCUACUGCAGAGCGCUGCUCCCCACGGCAUGUGCAGAGCUCGUUCACGCUGGUAAAGCUCCGUGCUUCGCCAGGCAGGAAGCGAAGAUGUCGCUGGCAGUGUCAGCUGGUGGGUUCGCUCCCCCCGCGGAUGUUAGAGGCAUGAAGGAACUCGAUCGCGGCGCGUUUUCCUGCGACGUCAAAGUUCCAACCGUGCUCGUUGACAACUCGUGUGUCGGCGCUGCGAUGAAAGGACUCAAGAAAUACUUCCUGCGUCUGCCCAAGGUGGCGCCGGAGUGCAGCCAGGUUGAAGCAGAUGACACGCAAAAAAUAGGACCAUGCCUCCUCGGUGCCGCCAUCAAGGCGUAUCUGAGGACUCCGGAAGUGGCUGCGACACCGUCUCCGAUAGAAACGAGCGGUCGUCGACGAGCGGCCGCUGCGGCUCACGUACGACAACUGGUCGUUCCACAGCUGUGCCGGGUGCUGCGGGCGGUGCUGCCGCCUGGCGAGGACUCGGUGUCCGGCUACAGCCGCGUCGGUCACAUCCUGCACCUGAAUCUGAAGGAGCAUCUACAGCCUUACAAGGCUCUGAUAGGGCAAGUGCUGCUGGACAAGCACGUCGGAAUUCGGACAGUGGUCAACAAGACGACGUCCAUCGACAACACGUUCCGAAACUUUGCGAUGGAGGUCUUGGCAGGAGACGAAGACUUCAUCACCACUGUCAGAGAACACGACGUCACGUACCAGAUGGAUUUCUCAAAGGUGUACUGGAACCCGCGGCUCGACACGGAGCACCAGCGCAUCGUCGCCAUGCUGAGAGACGGCGACGCCCUCUAUGACGUGUUUGCCGGCGUCGGACCGUUCGCGAUCCCCGCCGCGAAGAAAGGCGUUCAGGUGUUUGCGAACGACCUGAACGCCGAGUCGCACCGCUGGCUGACGGCGAACGCCGCCGCCAACAAGGUGGCGCCCUCUGUGCGCACGUACAACAUGGACGGCCGCGAGUUCGUGCGCACGGUCGUCGCCGACGACGUCGCGCGCCGGCUGGCCGCAGAUGGCGCCACCGGGCGCAUGCACAUCGUCAUGAACCUUCCCGCCGCCGCGACGGAAUUCCUCGACUGCCUGCGCGGCCUGGUGGCGCCACCUAGCGGUGGCAGUGGCCGCAGCCUUCCCACGGUGCACUGCUACUGCUUCACGAAGGACGCCGAGGACCCGGAGAGCGAGGUGCGGCGCGGGUGGGGCGGCCCUGUUGGACGGAGCCUCGACGAGCCGGCGGCGGUGCAUCGCGUGCGAAACGUCGCGCCCAACAAGGAGAUGUACUGCGCGUCGUUCGUGAUCCCGGAGGCGGUGCUCUUCCGGGAGGAUGCUGCCGCGGCGGCGGUCGGCGGCGACGACGACGGGCCCCGGCCGAAGGUGCCGAGGAUCGACUGAAGAGGGCGCCGGCAUCGAGGGGGGUGGGGGUGGUCGGAAGCGAAGACUGUUUUGUUGUCACGGGAAAGGGUGAAAAUGUGUUACAUGCUCGAGUGGUGUAGCCGUGCUGCAUGUACUGCAGUCAGUUGUUCAUGUGCGUGCGUGUGUGUGUGUGCGUCUGUCGAUGCAUAUGUGUGAGGUUGUGUGCUUGGGUGCGUGUGUGGGUACG